CUGAUCUUUUUGUCUCAACUAUAUUUGAAUUUGUAGGAUGGCAAGUUACUUUCUUUGGAAGGCAAGCAGGAGCUUGCAAAUGCUGGUGUUAUGUACCUGUGUAAUUUUAUCAAUGGAAAAAAGGUGAAGAUGCCUGAGACACUGCAGGAACAACUUACAAUUGUGGGCAACUCUACACCUACUCUGAUGGGCCUUAAAGAACUUGCGGACUCCUUACCGGAAGUAAACAGCAACAGAUUUAUUACAGAUGGCAUUACUCAAGAUGGUAUUGAUAAAUUGAAGCCGCCUAGACCCCUGUUGAGGUAUUGUUUCUUCAGUUCCAGAAUUCUUUUUGCAAGUUUUAACUCCGCAUCUCCCCAUUCUCUCUUUUCCUUUUAUUAUGAUCACUAUGAAGGAUUUGAGUUGAUAGUGUAGUUGCUUAUUUUUAUAAUUAUUUUCGCCUGGAGAGUUGGUAUUCACCUUUCUAUAGUGGUGACGGGGUGGGGCAGUGGCAGAUCAGGGUAAUAAACCUACGGGUUCCCGAAAAGCAGUAUCUUUUGCCAAGAUCUACUAGAUAUCUAUAAAUAAUUGACUACGUGUCCAAUUAAUAUUGUACAUUAAAUGAGGUCACUUUAGGAAU
Messenger RNA from Solanum tuberosum (potato), 619 nucleotides. RefSeq lists its product as uncharacterized. The record is from RefSeq and is a predicted model, not a curated record. Bases 91 to 414 code for a protein of 107 amino acids. The transcript has 4 exons. Lineage: Eukaryota; Viridiplantae; Streptophyta; Magnoliopsida; Solanales; Solanaceae.